AUGGAAUCGGAUUUAUCUAAGAUAUCGGCCAUCACUCGGAAUCUGUCAGAAAGUAAUUCAUUUCUAGUGUCGGAUGUCUUCAAAUCAAUUCACGACAUAAGAAAGUCCACUGAUUUGAAAGCAGAGCUCAACAAAACAUAUUUCUGUGCUCUAAAGCUCGACGACAACAACAGUGGUGUCAACACAACUAAAUUGAAUUCAUUAUCAGAUUUUGUCAAAAAUAGCGAAAUUAAUCCCAAUGUUGGCCAUCAUAUGAGUGUUAAAAAUGCGGUCAAACAUGUGUUGUGUUCGCAAACCGAAGACAAAUGCAUUCAAACAGAUGUCACAGAAUUUGCAAAAAUUAAAGUUUUGGGCGAAAACAAGGAAACGGCCGACGAUUUCAUAGAAUAUUCCGAUCAUUUCAUACAAGAAUUGGAGUUUAAAAACUCGUCCAUAGAUUCAAACAAUUCUCGGCUCUCGAAAAAUGUUGCCAAAGAGUUGGCAAAUGAAAUGCAACUAUUCUGUCGUUUAAAUGAAUCGAUAGAGAGUGAGGACGAGAAGGCGGAUAGAGAUGAUUGCGAUGAAUACAAACCGUUUCUGCAGACAAACAACACAUACAAUGAGCGCAAAGAUCAGACAACACCUAAUGAUGUGUCGCGUGUUGUGAAACCGUAUCCAAUGGGAAGAGUAGUUGAGUCUCCGGAUUGGGAUUUAGAGCCCCGAAGACCGGUCCCUCAACGACUAAUAUUGGACUCCAAUAUCAUUAUAUAUGAACCGCAAAAGUGUGCCAAUUAUGAAGUGGCCGACGAAGCCUUUCACAUACAGUACAAUCGCAACUGUGGUCCCACUCCUCCGCCAACGAUGUACUCACUUAUGAUGAAUGAAAUGCACAAUAAAAGUGUUGGCAAUAAAAAAAUCAAAGACGAUAUUUAUAUUCCCGUCGGUUGUGGUAAAGCAAACAUUAAGAAAGAGAUGAUUGAUUUGACUUCUGGUAGCGAUCACUGGGAAUACAUACAAAGAGUGGAAGCCUUUACUCUAACCUCUUUUGGGCUUAUAUUUGGCACUAAUGCUAACGAAUUAGACGUAAACCAAAAGCAACUAUCAUUACUGUUCGCAAAAUCUCAGAUUUCUUAUAUUUUGUUGCAAAACAAACGUCUCAUUCAUGCCUUCACUGACGAUGAGAAUAUUGGUCGUAAAGGACAGGGAGUUGUGGUCAGUAAUCUCGUUCACAGUUUGGGUUUGCGAACCCCUUUCUUCCAUGGCGUCAAGUUCUUCAACAAAUCAAUCUCUUCCUCGUCUUCCACUUGA
This is a messenger RNA of Medioppia subpectinata, 1287 nucleotides long. NCBI's taxonomy places the organism in Eukaryota, Metazoa, Arthropoda, Arachnida, Sarcoptiformes, Oppiidae. The record is from the annotation of a GenBank genome assembly.